Messenger RNA from Solea senegalensis (Senegalese sole), 749 nucleotides. It is a transcript of the gene acbd7, whose product is annotated as acyl-CoA binding domain containing 7. NCBI's taxonomy places the organism in Eukaryota, Metazoa, Chordata, Actinopteri, Pleuronectiformes, Soleidae. The record is from RefSeq and is a predicted model, not a curated record. Gene Ontology annotation, biological process: fatty acid metabolic process. The transcript has 4 exons. The coding region runs from base 114 to 380 and encodes 88 amino acids. Gene Ontology annotation, molecular function: fatty-acyl-CoA binding.
CUCCUCAGGCCUGUGUGUGGAGCUGCAGUCAGUGACAGAACAGCUGCCCGGUGAAGUGUCACAGUCCGCAGAGGCGCAUUCAUCUGAACUACGACAAAUCUGCAUCUGCUAAAAUGUCUCUUCAGGCAGAGUUUGACAAGAUGGCGGGGGAUGUGAAGAACGUGAAGACGAAGCCCACGGACCAGGAGUUGCUGGACCUCUAUGGCCUUUACAAGCAGGCGACGGUUGGAGAUGUUAACACCGAUCGACCAGGAUUGUUUGACAUGAAAGGAAAAGCCAAGUGGGACGCCUGGGACUCCAGGAAAGGAAUGUCCAAGGAUGAUGCCAUGUCAGCCUACGUUGCCCUAGGGAAGGAAAUCAUUGGCAAAUAUGGGAUAUGAAGCUGAAUUAGCAGAAUUAAAGCAAAGAACAAGACUGCAUACUAACUCCAAUACUAAAACUGUGCUGCGCCUUUGUCAUGAGUGGCCUUCUGCCUUUUUUUUUGCUGUCAUUUUAUAGAUUUACAUUGAUUUUUACAUUUCAUUUCUGCAACUAAGACAUUUCUAUGCAUCUUCUGAGGCUAAAUAUGUUGAAUCCACUAAUUGGUACUUAAUCUAAUGUUUGGUGUUUAUGCUUAUACACAUGUGCACAGCAAUAUUUUUAUUUAACUACUUGACCUUUAGUCAAAACAGGACAAAGUAAAUUCUGAAAAAUGUGAACACGAUUAAUUGCACACUUUUUUCAAAAAUAAAAUCUCUCGAUUAUUGGAA